Phodopus roborovskii (desert hamster) is the source of this 3807-nucleotide messenger RNA. RefSeq names its product cullin 4A (gene Cul4a). NCBI's taxonomy places the organism in Eukaryota, Metazoa, Chordata, Mammalia, Rodentia, Cricetidae. Gene Ontology annotation, cellular component: Cul4A-RING E3 ubiquitin ligase complex. Bases 109 to 2388 code for a protein of 759 amino acids. The record is from RefSeq and is a predicted model, not a curated record. Gene Ontology annotation, molecular function: ubiquitin protein ligase binding. The transcript is spliced from 20 exons. Gene Ontology annotation, biological process: ubiquitin-dependent protein catabolic process; DNA damage response; protein ubiquitination.
UCACGGGCGGAGCCCGACAGGAGGAGGAGGAGCCGGGCGCGCACGGACCGGGCGCAGGGCAGGAGGAGGAGCCGGGCGGCGCGGGGCGGGGCGGCGUCCGGCCCAGCCAUGGCGGACGAGGGCCCGCGGAAGGGCAGCGUCUCGGCUCUCAUGGGCCGCACCAACGGCCUCACCAAGCCCGCGGCGUUGGCCAGUGGCCCUGCCAAGCCGGGGGGCGCGGGCGGCUCCAGGAAGCUGGUCAUCAAGAACUUCCGAGACAGGCCGCGGCUGCCUGACAACUACACUCAGGACACGUGGCGGAAGCUUCACGAAGCGGUCAAGGCCAUCCAGAGCAGCACAUCCAUCAGGUACAACCUGGAGGAGCUGUACCAGGCUGUUGAAAAUCUUUGUUCUCACAAAGUCUCCCCGACGCUCUACAAGCAGCUGCGCCAGGUCUGUGAAGACCAUGUCCAAGCCCAGAUCCUUCCAUUCAGAGAAGACUCACUAGACAGUGUUUUAUUUCUAAAGAAGAUUAACACGUGCUGGCAAGAUCACUGCAGACAGAUGAUCAUGAUAAGAAGCAUCUUCCUGUUUCUGGAUCGCACCUAUGUCCUCCAGAACUCUAUGCUGCCUUCUAUCUGGGACAUGGGCCUAGAGCUGUUCAGGAACCAUAUCAUCAGCGACAGGAUGGUGCAGAGUAAGACCAUUGAUGGGAUCCUGCUGCUCAUCGGGUGUGAGAGGAGUGGGGAGGCUGUGGACCGCAGCCUGCUGCGCAGUCUGCUAAGCAUGCUCUCGGAUCUCCAGGUGUAUAAAGACUCGUUUGAACUGAAGUUCUUGGAAGAGACUAAUUGUCUAUACGCUGCAGAAGGCCAGAGGCUGAUGCAAGACAGGGAGGUUCCAGAAUACCUUAACCAUGUGAGUAAGCGUUUAGAAGAGGAAGCAGACCGAGUGAUCACUUACUUAGACCACAGCACACAGAAACCCUUGAUUGCCUGUGUGGAGAAACAGCUUUUAGGAGAACAUUUAACAGCAAUUCUGCAGAAAGGGCUGGAGCACCUGCUGGAUGAGAACAGGGUGCCUGACCUCACGCAGAUGUACCAGCUAUUCAGCCGGGUGAAAGGGGGACAGCAUGCUCUGCUGCAGCACUGGAGUGAAUACAUCAAGACCUUCGGGACAACUAUUGUCAUCAAUCCUGAGAAAGAUAAAGACAUGGUCCAAGACCUGCUGGACUUUAAGGACAAAGUAGACCAUGUGGUGGAGGUGUGCUUCCAGAGGAAUGAGCGCUUUAUCAACCUGAUGAAAGAAUCCUUUGAGACGUUCAUCAACAAGAGACCAAACAAGCCAGCAGAGCUCAUCGCUAAACAUGUGGAUUCAAAGUUAAGAGCAGGCAACAAAGAAGCUACCGAUGAAGAGCUGGAGAGGAUCCUGGACAAGAUCAUGAUACUGUUUCGUUUCAUCCAUGGCAAGGAUGUCUUUGAAGCAUUUUAUAAGAAAGAUUUAGCAAAAAGGCUGCUUGUGGGGAAGAGCGCAUCAGUGGAUGCAGAGAAGUCCAUGCUUUCGAAGCUCAAACACGAAUGUGGAGCUGCCUUCACCAGCAAGUUGGAGGGCAUGUUCAAGGACAUGGAGCUUUCCAAAGACAUCAUGGUUCACUUCAAGCAACAUAUGCAGAACCAAAGUGCACCAGGCCCCAUUGACCUCACAGUGAACAUACUAACCAUGGGCUACUGGCCCACAUACACACCCAUGGAAGUGCACCUCCCUCCAGAGAUGGUCAGACUACAGGAAGUGUUCAAGACUUUCUAUCUGGGCAAGCACAGUGGCCGGAAGCUGCAGUGGCAGACAACACUGGGACAUGCUGUGUUGAAGGCGGAGUUUAAGGAGGGGAAAAAGGAGUUCCAAGUGUCCCUCUUCCAGACAUUGGUGCUGCUCAUGUUCAACGAGGGGGACGGAUUCAGCUUUGAAGAAAUAAAAAUGGCCACUGGCAUAGAGGACAGCGAGUUGAGAAGAACACUACAGUCUCUUGCCUGUGGUAAAGCACGGGUUCUGAUUAAAAGUCCCAAAGGCAAGGAGGUAGAAGAUGGAGAUAAGUUCAUUUUCAAUGGGGACUUCAAGCACAAGUUGUUCAGAAUAAAGAUCAAUCAGAUCCAGAUGAAGGAAACUGUUGAAGAACAAGUUAGCACCACAGAGAGAGUAUUCCAGGAUAGACAGUACCAGAUCGAUGCUGCCAUAGUCCGAAUAAUGAAAAUGAGGAAGACUCUUGGUCACAACCUUCUAGUUUCUGAAUUGUACAAUCAGUUGAAAUUUCCAGUAAAGCCUGGAGAUUUGAAAAAGAGGAUUGAAUCACUUAUAGACAGAGACUAUAUGGAGCGAGACAAAGACAGUCCAAAUCAGUACCACUAUGUGGCGUGAUGCGUCAGCAGACUGCCGUCUCCCAAUGAGACAAACACUAGAAUGCACCUGCAGAGUGUGAACAUGGCUGCUGUGCUGUUUCCAGGUCCCUGCAGCUGCAACUGUGGGCGCCUGGACUCAAAGCAGAGAACAUGGUUCUCGGGUCAUCCUUCCCAGGGCGCAAGGACUUGAGAUGUCACACUUCUUCCUCUCCAUUCUUCCUCUCCUCCUUUGUUUCUGUACUCUGACUUUAGAUUGAACAUGCUCAUUUUAGUUCCUUCACAAGCUCUUGUACCUCUGGCAGAAAGCCACGGGCUUGGUGUGUUGUGUGUGUGAUUGUGGGACACAGUGGAAAUACCCUAGAUGCUGCAUUCUUCCCCAGAUGAACACUCAGAGAGGGAGCCCUGGGCUGGGCAGUGGGAGAAGCCCAGUCCAGACCGCCACUCAGCUCUGCACCCUAAGCACUGGCCGCUGUUCUGUGCAUUUUCAAAAAGUUCCAAACUUUGGCUUCUGUAAAUCAGGUUUCUAAGUGAGGCCCUGAUGUACCAACAGGACAUCAUGUCUGUCACUGGAGAUACAGAGUCCGUCCAGAAGGCUACUUGUCAUUUGUGUUUAGGGGCUUGGGGGUUUCAUGUUUGUUUCCAUGCUGGCUGAGUGUGGAGGUCCUGGCUUUGGCUUGGGGUGACUGCUGUUUGACUGUUGAGGUUGCAGUUUGUGUGAUGACCAUAAUAAAAUUGGGCCUGGUUUCAUAAUCUUUCGUAGGGACCGUCUUGGGUCUCUGCCCUGGCACUCAAUGGAGCUUAGUUAGUUUUGUCAAAAAGCUAAGGAUUUGUUGGUGCCUGGUGACAUACUGUGUGUUCACACAUGAGGUUGAGCAGUAAGAACAAGGCUCCAUGGCGUUGGCAUGGUGAUGAUGACAGACACUUUUGCAACAUUUAAAAGUAUUUUAUAUUUCACAAAGUAGCAUGUUUCAUUUUGAUUAAAAGCUACCAAAGGAAUUUUGAUCAUGUAUAAGUGUUUAAAGCAAUAUUUUCUGGAAUAUACCAAGUUUAUAUAACUCGAUUUUAUGCUAAAUUAUUAAAGGAUUCUCCCUUUUUGAAACAUGCAUGUUUAAAAUUCUGACAUCUUUUGGGUUCCCAUAUUAAAAUCCUUACUCUUUAAGUAUCAUUUCUAUAUUUGUAAAUUUUCAUUUAUGAGUUCUAUGAUAUGUGGUCUCUGAAAGACCAAAUAGAUUUCUAUUUCUACUUCUUAUAUUUUAAGUUCAUUGUGUCUACAAAUUGUUAAUAUUGUAAUUUAAUGUAGACUUACUUUGAAUAAAACUAGUUUAAUUGGCCUUUAAAUUACUUUAAUAGAAUUUUUGGUAUGCAAACUACACAUUCCUCCUAACUGUUCAGCAGCCUUAACAACUGACAAAUUAAAGGAAAACACCUGUCACUGUCA